Molecule: messenger RNA, 2267 nt
Organism: Bursaphelenchus okinawaensis
Lineage: Eukaryota; Metazoa; Nematoda; Chromadorea; Rhabditida; Aphelenchoididae
Source: the annotation of a GenBank genome assembly
AUGCCGGAUGAAUUACCACGAAUUCCGAAGAAACGAAGGCCAAGGAACAAGCCUAGAUGUAAGUUAAUAUAACUUUUUUAUUGUUUUUGACUGUUCAAGAUGUAUUUUACAAAAUUUUGUUCAAUUAAAACUUCUAAUUAUGUAAAAAAAAGUCGAUUUUAGCUCACAUUUUUGAAAAUUUUUUUAAAACUUUUUUAAAUUUCAAAUUAAAAUAAGACAUAAUAAGGUAUACGAUUUGUUAUAUUACAGCUGACGCCUGGCUCCAGCAGAACUUGAAUGCAUAUCGGCCGAGUUUCACCUUCAGAUGCGCGUUACCUGUGAUAGCGUCGACGGCAGCAGUUUGUUGGGGAAUGGGGAUAACUUUGAUCUACAACAAUUCUAAAGGUAACUUUAAUAUACGGGCGGGUAGGUCAUUUUGGGUAGGGGUCUAUAGCGAGGGUUGUGAGCGUUGUGACUAGAUCUGUAAAGGGACCAAGCUCGGUCUUUUGGGUUCAGGCUUUUGGACUCACGUUUUCUGGCUCGUGCCUGACUUAUUCCAAUUUAUUUCAGCUUGGCCCGGUUUCUUAUACGUAUGAAGCUUUAAAAUCAGAUUGGCUUUACACUUUUUUCAAGUAAAAUUUUUUGUUGCGGAACCUAAACUGGUUUUGUGAGGCGGCCUGUAUCUCUGGCCCGCGCGAUCCGAGCCCGGCUCGGUCCCUUUCAAAAUUUUUUUUUUCAGUUUGGGCCAGGGCUGGACCGGGCCCAACAAACUCUUUUUCUAGUCUAGCAGGAGUUCAUAGCGAGAGUUGUGACGAUAAACACGUUUUUUGUGAAAAGGUCCUUCUGUUGUCUUUGUUUUUACUUCUAAUUGUAAAACUUGUGUAAAAUACGCCGCUGUAAUAUAUGUAUUCCAAAAUCAUUUUUUUAGCAAUUGAACACGAGAUUGACUACACAGAUUGUUCCAAUGGCGGUGAUUUAUGGCAAACAAAAGUAGAAGACAGUAAAAAAAUAUGUACUCAUGAAUUUCACCUCGAACAGGAAUAUAAGGUAAGUUUUUAGAAUUGCUAGGGCUUUUAUCAACUUUUACUUAAAUUUUAAAAAAAUUUUAAAAAAAUUUUUUAAAAAUAUGUAAAUACUAUUUUCAGGGUGAUGUAACGUUUUACUACGGUUUGGACGGCUUUUAUCAGAACAUUCGAAAGUACCAUCAAUCUAGGAAUGAUCACCAGUUAAGAAGCCAUGAUUUGAGAGCUACAGAAGACUGUUAUCCUUAUGAACAUUCGAAAGUGAAUGGCAGAGAAUUGCCAAUCGUACCAUGUGGAGCUGUUGCUAAUUCUAUGUUCAAUGGUAAGUUGUGGGAUUGUCAAGUUUAAAACAGGUGGGUAAGGAAGAGUAGAAUACAUUAGGGUAGGCUGGAGUAGCUUAAGAACCUUUAUGGCUUAUUUGUUUCAGACACUUUCACCUUGUACAGAGUAAUCGACGGCAACCAUGUCAAAGUUGAUUGGACGGCACUAGAUAUUGUAGAUCCACGCUUCCGCGAGAAGAAAUACAAGAAUCCAAAGACGUGUCGUGGCAAUAUCACUACCUGUCCGGGCUUUGAAAACACGGCCAAACCGGAAGACUGGACUCGCCAUAUUGCUGAAAUUGGCGAUGUAGAGACUGGCCGAGCCUUGGAGAAUGCAGAUUUCAUUAUUUGGAUGGAGACGUCAGCCUUGCCCAACUUUAGAAAGGUCUACAGAAAAUUGAGAGUAUUGCCAGCGAAUGAGAACAAAGAUGGAUUGAACGUUGGACGUUAUGUUUUGGAGAUUGUUGACAGUAGGUUUUAUUUUUUUUUUGUAAUUUUAACGGUUUUUUAUGUUUUUUUUUGAACUUGAACUGCUUUUGAUGUUUUUUUGGUUUUCAAACGAUUUUUUUGGAAAGUAUUGGGUCCCACCACGAAAACAUGGAAAAUAAUACUAUAAGCAUAAAAUAGCUCAAUAUUAUGCGGUUUUAACUAAAUAAGAACUGUGAUUAUUAUAAAUUGGUUUAUAAUUUAUAAAAUAUGUAAAAAAUGUGUAUUACCACGAAAACUUGAAAUUUGGGUUUUUUGAGCUAAAAUUACUCAAAAUGACUUUUUAUGGUUGUAAAAUGACAAAGGAAAGUAAAAUAUGGAAGCUUUUUUAUAAAAAUAUAGUUCUAAUUUUAAAAUUGUCCUGAAAGUGGGUCUCACAACGAAAACUUGAAAUUUGGGUUUUUUAGCUGAAAGGGCUUCGAAUGGCUUUGUACGGCUUCAAACUAGUAAUAACAAGUAG